Molecule: messenger RNA, 1771 nt
Organism: Glycine soja
Lineage: Eukaryota; Viridiplantae; Streptophyta; Magnoliopsida; Fabales; Fabaceae
Product: probable glycosyltransferase At3g07620
Exons: 4
Coding region: 172-1653 (493 amino acids)
Molecular function (GO): glycosyltransferase activity
Source: RefSeq, a predicted model, not a curated record
CAUGGUUUGGUCAAAAUCAAAUGUUAUUUCUCGUUUGGUUUUUCGGUAACUUUGAAUAGUUUCGAUCUUCAAUUUAUUACCGUGUACAGAAUUGGAGAAUUCACAACAUUCGUGCCUCAAAAACUCCGUCAAAGCUAGAAUGAAUUGGAUGAGAGAUGUGCCAAUGAAUCGAUGUUUGUUUUGAGUUUUCAGAGAAUGCGGCACUUCAACAGAACACACUCGAGUCUGGCUGUGUUUGGUAUCACUGCCUUUGUAGUGUUUUUUGGUCUUGAUCCAUUAGAGGGUGUAAAAUUGGUUUCAAGAUUUUUUGUCUCAACGCCAACAUGCGCAUUGAUUCAUCAAAGGGUUCAAAAAGGGCAUCCAGAAUUAUACAAAGAAUCCUGUUUUGUUAAUAAAAUUGGAGAAUGUAGGGCUCAAAAGCCAAUGGCCUGUAGAGGAGAACCGAACUUUGUUAAUAAAAUGCUUAUAGAAAAACAAAUCGAAGAUGAUAGAAAAUUGGAGAAGGUUGAAGCAAGUCUUGCAAAAGCAAGAGCUUUGAUAAAAGAAGCCUUGUUAUUGAGAACCAAUGCCACCGUGCUUCAAGAUGACACAAGUGAUUAUAUUCCAGAAGGAGACAUAUACAGAAAUGCAGUUGCUUUCCAUAGGAGUUACCAAUUAAUGGAGAAGGUGUUUAAGAUCUUCGUGUAUGAAGAGGGAGAGCCCCCUCUAUUUCAUUAUGGUCCAUGCAAGAACAUAUAUUCUAUGGAAGGAAUCUUUAUCAACUCAUUGGAAAUCAAUUCUCAAUUUCGGACUCAGAAUCCAGAUGAAGCCCAUGUCUAUUUUCUGCCCUUUAGUGUUGUGAUGAUCCUUGAGCACCUCUUCCACCCAGUUAUUCGUGACAAGGCCGUAUUGGAGAGAACUAUCGGUGAUUAUGUGCACAUCAUAUCCCACAAAUAUAAAUAUUGGAAUAGAAGUUAUGGAGCUGACCAUUUCAUGCUUUCUUGUCAUGAUUGGGGACCAAGAGCUACAUGGUAUGUUAAAGAAUUGUAUUUUAUAGCAAUCCGGGUACUAUGCAAUGCAAACAUCUCUGAGCAUUUCAAUCCCAAGAAGGAUGCAUCAUUUCCUGAAAUCAACUUGGUAAAUGGGGAGACAAGAGGUCUUAUCGGUGGGUACCCUCCAUGUAACCGAACAAUUUUGGCCUUCUUUGCAGGGCAAAUGCAUGGUAGAAUUAGGCCAGUGCUUUUCCAGCAUUGGGAGGGCAAAGACAAGGAUGUGCUAGUUUAUGAGAAACUCCCAGAUGGAGUUCCAUACCAUGAGACAAUGAAGAAGAGCAAGUAUUGCAUUUGUCCAAGUGGGUUUGAAGUGGCAAGUCCAAGAAUUGUUGAGGCAAUCUAUGCACAAUGUGUGCCUGUGAUAAUAUCACAACAAUAUGUGCUUCCUUUUAGUGAUGUUCUGAAUUGGGACUCUUUCUCGGUUCAGAUUUUAGUGAGUGAUGUACCCAAGCUUAAGGAAAUUUUGUUGGGUAUAUCGGAGGACAAAUACAUGAGAUUGCAAGAGGGAGUUAAGCAAGUGCAAAGACAUUUUGUGGUGAAUAAUCCCCCAAAGAGGUAUGAUGUAUUCCAUAUGAUUAUUCAUUCCAUAUGGCUAAGGAGGUUGAAUGUGCGUGUGAAAUAAGUCAUCAACUCUAUUAUGUUCUCUCUCUAUUCAUACUUUUGCUAAUGGUUUUAAAGUUUAAUUGUUUGACCUUCAAUAUUUUGAUACUUAAAAGAUAAUAGAUUCGAGUAUAAUUUUA